CGUGACUCGGUCUCGAGCGCGAUGUCAGCUGAUCGCUGUUGAGCUGAGUUCAGUGCAGGAGUGAGGAGCUCGCGGUUGAGAUGUCUUUAAGCGUCCAGCCCAUCCAGUGGACCUUAGAUUACAAGGACUCAAACUAUGAUGGCAUCCUUCUGGUGGCUGAGAACAUUGACAGCCUCCCCACAGAGCUGGAGGAUCUGAAAGCUGCUCUGCAGGACUAUGGGGCAGUGGACAGUGGACUAGGAGAGGAAGUAGUGGUGCUAAAGGUUCCUCAGUUACCAGGGAACAGGCUGGUGUUUGCCCCCACUGGGCCAGUCAAUCGGGACUACGAUGAUGUCAGACGGUUUAGUGAUGCUGCUGCAAAUGGAAUUAAGAGGGCUCUGAAAGCAGGUAUGCAGCGCCCUCUCCUGGUGUGUUCUCAACAUUCCAGUUAUGAGAACAGCACGCUGGUGGCUGUACUGGGAGCUUUACAGGUUCUCUACAUGCCUUUGGAGAUAAGGGAAGUGAAAUCAUCCCCUAAUAAAGUGAAAGUGCUUGGUGUGUGGGUGAAGGAGCAGGCUCAGGGGCAGCGCAUCACUGAACUGGCUUCUGCUCUGGAGAGUGGGAGAUUUGUGUAUCGGGACAUUGGUGGCUCUGACCCAGAGCGCAUGGCAGCACCGCGUGUGGCUGAAUAUGUCAAGGAGGUCUUCAAGAACACACCUGUGCAGGUGAAAGUAGUGGAUGAUUUAAACACUCUAGAGAAGGAAUACCCCUGCUUGGCUGCAGUUAAUCGAUGUGCCAAUAAUGUGCCACGUCAUCAGGCCCGAGUGAUUCACCUCGAGUACCGUGGGGAGGGACCCAUUACGCAGACACUCAUGGUGGUGGGAAAGGGCAUUACCUAUGACACCGGUGGAGCAGAUAUUAAGGCCGGCGGCAUCAUGGCUGGAAUGCACAGAGAUAAGUGUGGAUCUGCUGCUGUGGCUGGAUUCUUCCAGAUUUUGGCCAAAUUGAAGCCCAAACAUUUGAAGGUUGUGGGUGCCAUGGCAAUGGUGCGCAACAGCGUUGGAUCAGACUGCUACGUAGCUGAUGAGCUGAUUGUGUCUCGAGCGGGUCGACGAGUGCGUGUUGGUAACACAGAUGCUGAAGGUCGUAUGGUUAUGGUAGACCUGCUCUGUGAGAUGAAGGAGAAGGCAGUGAAUGAAGUCUCUCCACAUCUGUUCACCAUUGCCACCCUGACUGGUCAUGCCAUUCGUGCCAUGGGGCCAAACUACUCUAUUAUCCUGGAUAAUGGAGCUGCUCGCCGUGCAGAAAACGCCUUACAGUGGCAGAGAGCGGGUGAGGUUCUGGGUGAUUUGUUUGAAGUGUCCACUAUCCGCCGCGAGGAUUAUGAUUUCCACAGAGGGAAAUCUGAGUAUGAGGAGAUUCUGCAGUCCAAUAAUCUGCCCUCAUCUGCCACGCCCCGUGGACACCAGACCCCUGCUGCCUUUCUAAUCAUGGCUUCUGGCCUGGACAAGCAUGGAGUCGACUCUGACAGACCCCUGCCCUACUCCCACAUCGACAUUGCAGGAUCCAGCGGGCCCUUCCCAGGAGUCCCCACCGGGGCCCCUAUCCUGACAAUGGCAACCAAGUACAUCCUCCAGCAUUGAGAUGCCACCCAUUAACUAUUCUGUCCAUUUAUCCACAAAUCCUUCCAUUUUGUCCUGACGCAUGUGUGCAGAUUUAAAGUCAGUCCUUCCACAGGGGAAUGACUGCUGUGUCUCUGGGAUUUAUAACUGAUUGUUACUGUAAUUUCACCCUCUCUUACCACCUCACUUUCUCAGAAGCUUCUCAGGUUCUCAAAUCAACUUUAUUUGUAAAACCAGAACAAUAUCUUUCACUCUUCAUUCAUCUGUUGGUCCAUUUAGUUAAUGUCCAUCCAUUCAUCCUUUUGUAUGCUUUUACUCCAUCCUUCAAAAGUCACAUCCCUCCAGAGUCUCCUAACUGCCGUCCUGAAUUUGGAGACACAUCCAGCCUGAUAAUUUCCCUCACAGGCUUUCUGAUCUUUUUCAGUAUUGCUUCCAUCAGCCUUACAUUUUCUAAGCCUGUUUAAAGGGGGUGUGGUACAGGUCAGUGCUGGACUAAGCUGUUUUUUUUUAACAGUCCGUGAAGUCAAGAACAUGUUUCAGUCUAAAAUUGUGGAAUAAAUCUCAUUAAGCAAGCAAACAAGGCUUGAUUUUCAUUUU
Astyanax mexicanus (Mexican tetra) is the source of this 2198-nucleotide messenger RNA. RefSeq lists its product as uncharacterized. NCBI's taxonomy places the organism in Eukaryota, Metazoa, Chordata, Actinopteri, Characiformes, Acestrorhamphidae. Gene Ontology annotation, cellular component: cytoplasm. The record is from RefSeq and is a predicted model, not a curated record. Gene Ontology annotation, molecular function: manganese ion binding; metalloaminopeptidase activity. Gene Ontology annotation, biological process: proteolysis. The transcript is spliced from 16 exons. The coding region runs from base 81 to 1622 and encodes 513 amino acids.